This is a messenger RNA of Aspergillus ruber CBS 135680, 907 nucleotides long. RefSeq lists its product as uncharacterized. The record is from RefSeq and is a predicted model, not a curated record. NCBI's taxonomy places the organism in Eukaryota, Fungi, Ascomycota, Eurotiomycetes, Eurotiales, Aspergillaceae. The coding region runs from base 255 to 731 and encodes 158 amino acids. The transcript has a single exon.
UGGGGGUGGCAGAUGGGAAGCCGCAAUGCCUGUCACUCCCGAUAGACUUGCGGUUAUGGCGGGGGCUCGAGCAGCGCGUGAAAAGGCCGAGGAAAAUGUAAGCUCGUUCGGGGGUUCCUGCAGCGAGGAGGGCAGCAAUUGCGGUAAAUUAUCAAGGCCUCCGCCGUCGGCCAUAAUGGUGCCCUUGUAAUCCCUGAACAGCCGGAAAUGAAAAGCGAGAGGGUUAUUGUUUUCCCUGGCAGGAUGUGGAUCGAAUGUGCGAGAACCAGGCGACGAAUGCGGGAAUGACGUUGGAUCCUGGCAGAACUUGGCACAGUGCGCAAUCUCUCACUCCACAGCUGUAUCGUAGCUCAAUGUCUCACAGAAUUGAUCAUGACCAUGGACUCUCAUUGCGGUCAGCAUGCGUGCAGGAACAAUGGUGGCUGGUGGGUGUCUGUCAACGGCCCGCGCGGACAGCCAAGCAGCAGCCAAUCUGGACCCGCAAUCAAAGCGACGGAACGAGAGUUUAUUCGGAAGGCCGUUCGGAUCGAGCGAUAGAGGAGGGCAUGGAGGGUUGGGGGGUUGGACGGAAGAUGAGAUGGUGGGAGGACGGUCAAACGCGACGGACGGAGAGCGUGAAGGCGGACGGCAACUUGAUUCGUUUUGCCGUGGCUGGGAAGAUUCAGCUGAUCGGGUCGCGAAUUGAUGAGGUAGCACCAGUAGUAUUUAAUGUGCUUGUAGUUGAAGGAUGAAUAAUAAUAAUAAUAAUAAUAACAUUCCUCAGGCUUUUCGCGGCCGUAGGCUGCAUGUAGCCUUCUGAGCUAGUCUAUCCUGACGUAAUCAACUAUGUACACGUGAUGUUCCUUGAUCCCCCUGAUUUAUCAGUCCUUGUCGAAUCUUCCGGUCUUGAUGGUAAACUGGAUUACAG